AUGGCCGGAAGCACGACCUGCAUUCUGCGUCCAAAUGGCAACGUCGGCCAGACGGCGAUUGCCAUGACAGACGACAGGACCCUCGACCUUCUCUUCGCCCACCUCGACGGCAACAAGGACAACCGUGUGUGCGUCGACGACGUGGCCGGCGCAGUGCGCGGCCUCCCGCUGGCGACGGCGUGGCAGCUCAUCACCGAGAUGGACAGCACGGGCGACGGCUUCGUGCCGCGCGACCAGUUUUGCAGCGUGCUGUCGAGCCUGGUCGCCAACGACGCGACGAUCAUGCCGGAUGCGUUCAGCUGGGUUGGCAUCUACAAGAACUUUGAGCGCCGCCCGCCAUCGCCACGCACAGACACGGCAUUGAACGCGGUGACGGAGCCGACAAGCGUGCGCGCGCCGACGGUGGACAAGCACGCAGAGCUCGCCCGCGAGAUCUCGCGCCGCCGAUUGAGCAAAAAGGACAGUGCGUCCGAAGAGUCGCCGAUGAGCAGUCCGACGGCGUCGCGUCACUCGAUGUCGUCGAUUGAAGACGCACCGCGUACGAGCUUGUCCAAGUCGUUCAUGUGGCCGCCGCCGGCGUCCGCACCGGUGCCGCGCCGCCGGUCGUUGGUCAAAUCGGCCUCGGACAGCAGCUUUCCAACCCACUUGGGCGCCGACACGCUCGUGUCGGUCCCAACGUACGGCGCAUCCAAGAACGUGUCGCUCGUCGUCGCCAAGCGCAGUACGUCGACGAGUCCGCGCGCGCGGUCGGCCGUCUCGGUGGCGUCGCUCCAAGCCCAAGUGCUCGAGACGCUCGACGCGAUCCGCGUCGCGUGCAACAGCUGGACCGACGCCGAUGCGGGUACCGCCACCAAAGUGCACUUGCUCUUGCGCCACGUGGACACGAUGCUGUCGCUCAAGACGUUGCCGGCGCAUAUUGGCGCGGCGCUCCGCGGCUUUGACAAGUCGGCGCUCGCGAGCGUCGGCAACCGGCAGCACGCGACCGUCUCGAUCCAGCAGGUGCAGCAAGCGACCAAGAUCCGCGCCUUCCGCAAGCAAGUGCUUCGCCAAGUCGACCCGAAUGUACCCGACCACGUGGCGACGCUCACAGAGCUUUUCCCGGAUUUGCUGCCCGAUACGAUCGCGCAAAUGUAUGGCGCGUGCGCGCAGGACCUCCAGAGCUGCUUUGAGGUGCUCUCGGGUCUCUCGGAUUACACGGUGCUCGAGAAGCAGCUCUCGCCCAAGCAAGCCACCUUUGGCAAGCCAGCAUGCUUUAGCGACUCGGAGAGCGACGACGACCCGCUUCUGUCGCCCUCGUCGUCCAACAUGGAGUCUGUGCUGGCGCCCAUGCAGACCAACACGUUCUUUGCCGUGCCAGCGACACCGGCGCCAACAGCAGCCCACAAGACGCAAAUGACGGACGCGCUCAAGGACUCGCUUGUGGCCGCGAUGGUGCGCUUUGAAUCCAGCCAGGACUUUGAGGGCAUUAUGAACGGCUUUGAGACAGUCGUGCAGGGUCUCUCGAUCGACACGUCGCGUCGGCGUGACAUUGCCAUCUACCCGCUUAUCAAGCACGGCCUCAAGCGGCUCCUCACGUUUCGCCAAAGCCGCAUUUUUGAGAUCCUCGACGCCAAGCAAAAGUCCCACGCGCUCUACAAGAGCCACGCAGCAUCGGCGCGGCGUGUGUGCAUUGUGGGCGCCGGGCCUGUCGGCUUGCGCACGGCGAUCGAGCUCGCGCUCCUCGGCGCGCAAGUCGUCGUCCUCGAGAAGCGGCCGUCGUUUACGCGGGAAAACAUUCUGCACCUCUUUCCGUGGGUCGUCCACGACCUCACGAGCCUCGGCGCCAAGGCCUUUUACAGCCAAUUUUGCACCUCGUCCGUGUACUUUCAUGUGGGCACGCGCCAGCUGCAGUGCAUUUUGCUCAAGGUCGCCCUCCUCCUCGGCGUCACUGUCGUUGGCAACACGAGCUUUGAUGGCGUCACGGCGACCGACGACGGCUACUGCGUGAACGCGACACCGGCGCUGCCGUUGCAUCUGCAGCACGUGUCCGCGGUCGUCGGCGCCGGCGGCAUGUACGACACGGUCGGCGCGCUCGCCAACAUUCAGCGCAUUGCGUUUUCACCGAGCCCGGCGUACGGCGUCUUGGGCUACGUGGCCAACACGCGCACUCGCGAGGAGAGCCAAGUGUCGGAGUUUUCGUGGGGGUACCAGUACAACCAGAAAAUGUUUGGGGAGCUCAAGGAGCGCGGUCUCGAUUUGGAGAACGCGGUCUACUACCGCGGCGAAGUUCACUACGUCGUCAUGACGCCCAAGGCCAAGAACUUGCUCGAACAAGGCGUGCUGAAGCGGUCCAACCACUCGCCACUCGUGCAUCCCGACAACAUUGACGCGACGAAGCUCCGGGCAUUUGUGACCAAAGCCUUUGAGUUUUUCAAGAUCCCGAUGCAAGGCCCGCUUGAAGGCGCCAACGUCUUUGACUUUAGCCGCACGCUGCGGGCGGAAAAGGCGUCCGACGUGCUUACAAACGGUGCCGCCAAGCUCUACGUCGCGCUUGUCGGCGAUGCGCUCAUGGAGCCCUUCUGGCCGCAAGGGCUGGGCAUCAACCGCGGCUUUCUCUCAGCCCUGGAUACAGCGUACGCGAUCACGCAGCUCGACACCAAAGACGACGCACUGCUCUUGGCCGAGCGAGAGAGUCAUUACAAGCGGUCGGCCGCGCUCCAGCUCGACAGCAACAUUCAAAAGUACACGAUCGAGCCGACGUCGCGCUACGGCCCGCUCUAGUCACCUCAUCGAUUCGAUAGUAGAAGAGUUGGAGUGCAGUUAGUAGUUAGUAGAAUUGUAGAUAGUAGAAUUGUAGAGAGUGCCAUGUUCACUCGUAGAAGGAAGAGUCCUAAGCUUCAAUUAAUUAAGGUUCCAAGUGGCAUGGGUUCUACCGAAGC
Messenger RNA from Saprolegnia diclina VS20, 2918 nucleotides. RefSeq lists its product as hypothetical. The transcript is spliced from 12 exons. Lineage: Eukaryota; Oomycota; Saprolegniomycetes; Saprolegniales; Saprolegniaceae. Gene Ontology annotation, molecular function: FAD binding; calcium ion binding. The coding region runs from base 1 to 2760 and encodes 919 amino acids. The record is from RefSeq and is a predicted model, not a curated record.